AUGACAGCAGGGCGUGUGGUGGGUCGGGCACUGGCCGGCGUGGCGGCGCUGGGCUCGGCAGCGUUGGUGACGGGAGGUUUGAGCCCCGUCUUGAAUUGGUACAAUGAGCAGAGCAUCCGCGGUCAACUGGGAGCGCACAUUUACGCCUGGACAUGGAUGCGGGAGCGGCGUCUCGGCAUGAAGGUACAGCCACUGCGUGAUGAACUGGUGCUCGAACUGCGUGCCAUGGCACAACGACUGGGUUUGCAUAGCUUGGAGCAAUUGCACGUGGCUGUGGUUCCGCAUCGCACAGGCUUUUUCGCAGCUUCGGCGGGCUCGUUUUGGUUUGGCGAGCAUCAGUACCUGGUUAUUCCCGAGUCACUCGUGCUCAACUACACGCUGAGCCGAGUGCGUGUCGAGGAUCCCUUUGAGUCGACCGACGCAGCCCUGGCCCCCUUUCACCCGGAUGCGUACUACAACACGGUGCUGCAACCACCUGAUCGUUACGUUCUGGCGCACGAAAUGGCCCACCUGGCUUGCAACCACCAUAUUAAGCGGCAGGGCCUGCAGUUACUUUUAGGUGGCUUGCUGGUGGCAGUGGCGCCCCUCUUGCGCUUUGGACUCGGCUUGCGCGUGGGCGUGGCUGGUUUGGCGCCCGUCCUGGGCCUGCCAGGUGCCUUUUUCAGUCUGCAAGCCUACGCUCGACGUCAGGAGCUCGAGGCCGAUCAAAUGGCGGCAGCAGCGGGUUAUGGCCAUGGGGCGCUGCAGUUUUGGGCCGAGCAGCUGGCCGACCCAGCGGUCUGCUCAGGGUUUUUUGGCAGCCCGUUUGUGGUUAGAAGCGCCCCUUGCUGCCACCUGACGCCCGCCUUACGCUUUGUUGUCCCAAACUACAGCAUCAACGAACCGUCCGCCAUGAGUGUUGCGAAUACGCCCGUGCCCGCCGCCGAGGCUGCGGCCGCGGCCCCCAGUGACACCCUGAUUGCUGUCAAAAAUUUUGCCGCCGGAUCGGUGGCCGGUUUUGCCUGCAAACUCGUUGAGUUUCCCUUUGAUACCGUCAAAGUCAUGCUGCAAACCCAAGGCAAACGCUUCAGCGGGCCGAUCGACUGCAUCAAGACCACCAUCGCUCACAAGGGUGUCUUUUCGCUCUAUCGCGGCUUGACCACGCCCCUGCUGGGCUCCAUGGCCGAAAAUGCCGUGCUCUUCUCGAGCUACAAAACCACUGUCGCCAAGCUGGACCGCAACGGCAUGGCCGAUGGCAUCUUUCGUUCGGCACUCGGCGGCUUGGCAGCCGGUAUCGGUGUCUCUUUUGUUCUCACCCCAGUGGAACUCAUCAAGUGCAAGCUCCAGAUUCAAUCAGUUCCUGGAAAUCCGCAAAUUUACCGCGGCCCUUGGCAUUGUAUCACCCAGACGGUGCGCACUGAAGGCGUCAUCGGCGGCCUCUACCGAGGUCAUCUGGCCACACUCAUGCGUGAGGCUCCUGGCAACAUGGCCUGGUACACCGUCUAUGAGACACUGUGCCGUUAUUUCACGCCCGAAGGCAAAACGCGCGAUGACAUCCCAGGCUGGAAGGUUGCGAUGGCUGGUGGCAUGAGUGGCAUGGCCUAUUGGACGGCGUUUUAUCCUGCUGAUACGGUCAAAUCUCAGCAGCAGACCAACCCUGCCAUCCGUGGCCAAGGGUUUGGAACCGUCUUUAUGCACAUUCUCCGCACAGAAGGAGCGCGUGGCCUUUACAAGGGCUGGGCCAUCACCGUGGGUCGCGCCAUGCCUUCCAACGCUGUCCUCUUCUUUGUCUAUGAGUUGGUGGCCAAGGUUCUGCGAUAGGCUGCAAACAGGCGUGGCCGACCAAGUGUUUCAGCCCCUUGCCCGGUUUUUAGAUGGUCAGCUUUGAUGGGCGCACAAGACACCCAUCUGUUUGUCCAAGGCGUGCACUUCCCCCAUUGACGUUGAUGCGCGCGUGUUUGGUAGUCGAGUGGUUUGAAUGUU
Molecule: messenger RNA, 1962 nt
Organism: Monosiga brevicollis MX1
Lineage: Eukaryota; Choanoflagellata; Craspedida; Salpingoecidae
Exons: 11
Coding region: 1-1800 (599 amino acids)
Biological process (GO): mitochondrial L-ornithine transmembrane transport; proteolysis
Molecular function (GO): metalloendopeptidase activity; L-ornithine transmembrane transporter activity
Source: RefSeq, a predicted model, not a curated record